Centropristis striata (black sea bass) is the source of this 1415-nucleotide messenger RNA. RefSeq names its product signal peptidase complex subunit 2 (gene spcs2). Gene Ontology annotation, biological process: protein targeting to ER. Gene Ontology annotation, cellular component: membrane; signal peptidase complex. The transcript is spliced from 5 exons. The coding region runs from base 88 to 696 and encodes 202 amino acids. The record is from RefSeq and is a predicted model, not a curated record. Lineage: Eukaryota; Metazoa; Chordata; Actinopteri; Perciformes; Serranidae.
GAUUACGUGGCUGGUCGUUCAAAAUCUCGCCGACAGCCAAUCAGAAGCGUCCAGGUCACUGAUGCCGUAUUCGUAGCGGAAGAGAAGAUGGCUGCUGCGAGGAACGGGAAGACCGGACUUCUGGAGAAAUGGAGAAUAGAUGAGAAACCAGUGAAGAUCGAUAAAUGGGACGGAGCGGCUGUCAAGAACUCUCUGGAUGACGCCGCAAAGAAGGUGCUGCUGGAGAAGUACGGUUAUGUGGAGAACUUUGGGCUGGUGGACGGUCGUCUUCUGAUCUGCACCGUUUCCUGUCUGUUCGCCAUGCUGGCUCUGGUCUGGGACUACCUGCACCCCUUCCCUGAGUCCAGACCGGUCCUGGCCUGCUGCGUCAUCUCGUACUUCAUCAUGAUGGGGAUCCUGACUCUCUACACGUCCUACAAAGAGAAGAACAUCUUCCUGGUGUCUCUGCAGAAGGAUCCGGCUGGGAUGGAUCCUGAUCACGUCUGGCAGCUCUCCUCCUCCCUCAAACGGUUCGAUGACCAGUACUCUCUCAGAGUUUCCUUCUGUGACGGGACCUCCAAAAACUUCCGUGAAGCCGAGUUCACCAAGUCCGUGGCGGCGUUCUUCGACGAGAACGGGACGCUGGUGAUGGACCAGUUUGAGAAGAGCGUUUCUAAGCUGCACGACACGCUCUCCGCCGAGAAGAAGACCAAAUAACUGCAACGCGUCACUCGUCAACAUGUCAACAACACAUUAGUACGUCAACAACUCAUCACGUCUCUGUAACCGUGCCGCAUGAAGAAUCGUCUCUGCUGUUGGCGGGAGCAUGUCAGUCAUCGCGUCAGUCAAACUGUAAUAACGUCAACGUGAAUUCCUCUUUAACACAUUUAGAAGAAAGUUCACCUGUUUGGUUUUUUUAACUUGUGGAGUUGUUACUUCCUGCAGGUUUGUUGUCAGUAUUUUUUUAUAUUUCUGAAUCUCCAAAAUAACAUUUCAGCUCCACAACAGUUCCUGCUGAAGGUUUUUAAAAACUUUCCAGGUUUCUCAGUCGGUAAAGUACGGAAGGCCAUUUGUGCCAAUGUGAUUUAAAAAAUAAAAAAAUAAUAAAAAAGUUGGUCAGUGUGAUGAGAAACUUUCUUAAAAUAAUGACUUUGAAGUAAAAAUAAAAUAAUUUUCUUUGUUUGUAAAAAAAAAAAAAAAAUUGUCUCCGUGUCAGUGGUUACUUAGCAACAGAUUAGCAUAAUUAGCAUUUAUCGGGUUUAGUUAGCAGGAUGCUAACGAUGCUAAUUGCAGGACAUGUUGAUGCCUUACAAAAGGAAGUGGACUGAAUGUCGACCAAACUUAAACUUUUUUUGAAUGUUUUUUAUUAUUAUUUUCUCUGUAACUUCGGAAAGCAGUUUGUGAAACAUUAAAGAUGGAGAAAGUUACAGAAAAUA